AAAGCGGUCCGCGCACGCGCAGGAGGAAAAGAUGCAGCCUGUGUUCAGACAACAGCCGCGGCUCUGAGGAGGAGACACAGCCGGCGUGGACCCGAGUGGACGCGGCGGCACCGACACCAGGACCUCACCGGGGACCGGAGCGACCAGAGUCCGGGCUGCAGCUCCCUCCGGGCCGGACCGAACCUCCUCCUUCUUCCCCAGCGCUCCGACCGAGCGGUUCCCCCCGGGAGUGAAGAGGAGGGAGGAUGAAGAAAAGCAACCAAAGCAGACGGGGCUUCCAGGACUCCGGUCCGCUCGCCGUCCAGCAGCCGGAGAAGGCGGGUUGGAUCAGGAAGUUCUGCGGUCGAGGGAUUUUCAGGGAGCUGUGGCGGAGCCGGUACCUGGUGCUGAAAGGAGACCACCUCUACAUCUCAGACAAGGAGGUUAAAGACGAGCGUAAAGCCCAGGAAGUGUUUGACCUGGCUGAUUACGAGCGUUCAGAGGAGCUGAGGAAGGCGAAGAGUCGAAGCAAGAAGAACCACAGUCGCUUCACGUUGCUGCGCUGCAAGCAGCGAGGAAACACAGUUCCUAACCUGGUGUUUCUGGCUGUGAGUCCGGAGGAGAAGGAGUCCUGGAUCAACACGCUGAACGUGGCUGUAAUCAAGGCUAAGAACAGAGUUCUCGAUGAGGUGACCAUUGAGGAGGACAGUGCUCUGGAUCAUCUGACCAGAGAUCGGGCGAAGAUCCCUCACAGCCGCCGGCUGCCGACCAGAGGACACCUCAUGGCCGUGGCCUCCACCUCCUCCCACGGCAUGCUGACCCUUGACCUGGUUGCCGAGGAGGACGGUUUCUGCCUCGAAUAUGACGACGACGAAUCCUGGGAGGACAGCUUCCGGGUUGACCUGCAGAAAGAUGACUCUGGAGGCGGGGUCGGGGGUCGUCAGCGGGCGGGAACCGACGUCUCGAAGCUGCGGGUGACGACUAAAGAGCCCAAAGUGAAGACAGGGAGCCUACCGAGAGGCAGCGAGCGCUCCUGGGGCAAACAGCCUCACCUGGACGCCUCGAAAGUCCAAAAGAACCAGCAAGUCCAGGUCCUUCAGGCCCAGUCUCGAACGCCGCAGCCAGGGAAGAGGUUCAGCAUGCAGGGGCGGAGUCGCUGCGCCUCCAUGGAUGAAGUCCUGUCCUCCAGACCAGCAAUGAUUCGGUCAGAGUUUCGUUCGGCUCUUCGUCGCUGUCCGACCGAAGAGGAGGCGGGCAGCGGCUCUUCCGCCCAGCCUGUCGGCCAGCUGCAGAGCCUCAUCGCCCAGAGGAUGCAGAGAGCCCAGGAGCUGCUGGAGGAAAUGAGGCUGCAGGAGCUGCAGAAGGCCAAAGCGGAGAGAGAACGAGGCGGCAGCUCAACGUACCUGAAGGGGAUCAACUCCCCUCGGCUUCACCACCUCAAGGGCUCAGACUCUCCACACUCCAGUAGAUCGUCGGGGUCUCCGAGGAGCAGGAGCAGCGACUCGCCUCGCCUCCGGGGCAAAGACUCGCCUCGCCUCAGAGGAAGAGAGUCUCCUCGAUCCAAAGCCAAGAAGAACCGCUCCAAAGCUGCCGACUCGCCUCGCUCCAGAGGGUCUCACUCUCCUGCAGCUAAAGUUGCCGAAUCCCCUCGCCUGAAGGAGCCGAGUGGCUCUCCUCGAUCAAAGAGCUCCGACGCUCCAAAACUGAAGGGGUCAUUGGGUUCCAGCUCCAACAGAAAGGAUCAUUCUCCUCCACAGAAGACUCCCGAGACACCGCCAUGUUUGAAUAGAUCCAACUCCUGUCAGGCGGAGGGAUCCGGUUCGUUGCAAGGCAGCGAAACUGACUCCCCUCAUCUGGGCAUCAUUAAGGAGAACCAGCAGAACCAAAACUCCCCAGGUCUGCACAGAUCCUUCGACUCCACCCUGCCCAAAACCCCCGACAAACUCCACCUUUCCCCUCCGGCUUCGGAUCAGCCCGGAGAGGAUCAGGAGGUGGAGAGGCGGCGCGCCGAGGCCGAGCGGCUGCUGGAGGAGGCAGUGUCGUCCUGGAAAGAGGCGCAGGAGGUCCUGCAGGAGGUGAAGGAGCUGCAAAGCCAGACGCUGAGGCGGCAGCGCAGGAGGACCUACGAGAAGAUGACGAUGGCGGCGGCGGCGGCUUUACAGCCCGCGGCGACCGCAGCAACCGCAGCCGGAGAGGAGGAUGACACUCCGACCUCCCCGACGUCACCGGAGGACGAGGAGGAGUCCGAGACGCCAUGACGAGCACAAACAUCCAGCAGCGCUGCUCUGCAUGCUUACACUGCAAAAAAACUAAAUCUCACCAAAUUGUUUGGUCUAUUUUUUGCAAAAACCUUAGUGCUCUUGAAAUAAGACAAAACUAACUUAAAUGUAACAAUUCUGCUAGAAAUAGAGGCUUGUUUUAAGUAAAUAAUUCCUUAUAGUUGACCUACUAUGCUUCUUUGAACAGAAUAGGAUAGAUCUAUGGGUUAUACAAAAAGUUCAUUACAUGUUUUGCAUAACAUAAUUAUCAGAUAAUUAGAUUUCAGACUGGUAAGUUUAGCCUAUUUAGAGUUCCUUUCAGUUGUUUCAGGGAAUUUUGUCACUUUAAAUCCCAAUAAGCUGCUGCUGGCCACGCCCCCAAAUCAGUGUUUACAUUCUCACUUUAAAAUGGCUGCAAACAGAUACGCAACCAUACAACUUUGAAAAGCAGAAGUAGAGCCUCCUGCACAACCAACAAGA
Xiphophorus maculatus (southern platyfish) is the source of this 2717-nucleotide messenger RNA. RefSeq names its product pleckstrin homology domain-containing family O member 1 (gene plekho1a). Bases 246 to 2237 code for a protein of 663 amino acids. Gene Ontology annotation, biological process: regulation of myoblast fusion. Gene Ontology annotation, cellular component: ruffle membrane; muscle cell projection membrane. The transcript has 10 exons. Lineage: Eukaryota; Metazoa; Chordata; Actinopteri; Cyprinodontiformes; Poeciliidae. The record is from RefSeq and is a predicted model, not a curated record.